AUGUGGCUCAAACCUGAAGAGAUUCUGCUGAAGAACGCCUUCAAAUUGUGGGUCACCGAGAAAGAUAACGAGUACUUCGUACUGCAGCGGAGACGAGGUUAUGGAGAAGGUGGCGGAGGACUGACAGGGCUCCUUGUGGGCACUUUGGACACUGUUUUGGACUCCACAUCAAAAGUUGCUCCGUUUCGUAUUUUGCAUCACACACCCGACUCGCAGAUCUAUUGGUCCAUAGCAUGUGGGGUGACCAAAGAGGAGAUAUUUCAGCACUGGGAAUGGCUGCAGCAGAAUAUCAUGAGGACUCUCACUGUUUUUGAUUCAAGUGAAGAUGUCACCAGUUUUGUUCAAGGAAAGAUUAGAGGUCUGAUUGCUGAGGAAGGAAAAUCAUCUCUCGUUCUUGAAGAUGAUCCAGAGAAGUUCAGAGAAGCCCUUCUGAGCUACUGGAAAGGCAAAGUGCCGUGCCAGGGCUGGCUUUACCUCAGCACCAACUUCCUCUGCUUCUACUCAUACUUUCUGGGAUCAGAGGUGAAGCUGGUCAUCUCCUGGGAUGAGAUUUGGAGGCUGGAGAAGACGUCAAAUGUUAUUCUGACAGAAAGUAUCCAUGUUCUGGCUCAAGGCGAGGAUCACUACUUCUCAAUGCUACUGCACCUAAGAGCCAAUGCUCAGCGACCCUCUGCAGAUCACAAAGAGAGGAUUAGAAGCUCAUGCCAAGAUCAAGAUGGAAGCCAGUGUCAUGUAAUCAUUCCAAUGCGUGAGGUUGUUAAUGUUGAGAAGCCAGUGUCUGGCAGCAGAGCUUUGGUUGUGUGCGUGCGGGGGAAAAAGGCACUGCGUUUUUCCGAGGUACGCGACUACCAGCGCCUCGCCAACUCUAUACGCAGCAGAUGUGGGAUUAGUGCUAGUCCUCUGCACUCUGCCUCAUCAGAGGCCAUCCGUGGUGAAUGUCAGUCACUCCUCAACCAUUUUGAGGAUAACCCAGAAGAUGUGACCCUGAUGGUGGGGCAAAAAGACAACGCCAAGGCUGUAAGCACUGAGGCCCUUAUGACAGUAUUCCACCCACAAGACAUGGAGAACCUUGAGCCCAAAAUGCUUAAAGAGAAGAUGAAGGAACAGUCUUGGAAUAUACACUUCGCGGAAUAUGGACGUGGUACAAGUAUGUUUUUCACAAAGAAGACUCGGGAUCUGAUUGUGCGUGGAGUCCCUGAAGCCCUGAGAGGAGAGCUGUGGAUGCUUUUCUCAGGAGCUGUGAAUGACAUGGCCACUCACCCGGGCUAUUACACUGAGCUGGUGGAGCAGUCUCUGGGCACAAGCACACUGGCCACAGAUGAGAUCGAGAGGGAUCUGCACCGCUCUUUGCCCGAGCACCCUGCCUUUCAGAGUGACACCGGGAUCUCCGCCCUGCGCAGAGUCCUCACUGCCUAUGCCUACAGGAACCCCAAAAUCGGCUACUGUCAGGCUAUGAACAUUCUCACUUCAGUUCUACUACUUUAUGCAAAAGAAGAGGAAGCUUUCUGGCUUUUAGUGGCUGUUUGUGAGCGUAUGCUGCCAGAUUAUUUCAAUCGUAGAAUUAUUGGUGCACUAGUGGACCAAGCGGUCUUCGAAGACCUGAUCCGUGAGAACCUGCCGCAGCUGGUGGAGCACAUGACUGACUUGAGCUUCUUCUCGUCUGUGUCCUUGUCCUGGUUCCUGACUCUCUUCAUCAGUGUGCUUCCCAUUGAGAGUGCAGUCAAUGUUGUCGACUGCUUCUUCUAUGACGGCAUCAAAGCCAUCCUGCAGCUCGGGUUGGCUGUGCUGGACUACAAUAUGGACGCCCUGAUCAGCUGCCAUGACGACGCAGAGGCUGUCACAAUCCUCAACAGAUUCUUUGACAGUGUAACCAACAAAGACAGUCCAUUGCCUCCAACCGUACAGCAGGCCUUGGUUGGGGCCAAUGACAAGGCUUCUAAUUUCGGUGUGGAUAUUAGCGAAUUGAUUCGCGAAGCUUACGAUAAAUAUGGACAUUUACGCUCUGAAGAUGUGGAGAGCUCCCGAAAAAGAAAUAAACUUUAUGUCAUACAGACAUUGGAGGACACCACAAAGCAGAAUGUUAUCCGAGUGGUAAUGCAGGAGGUUCGGUUUACUGCCUCUCAGCUUGAUGAACUUUAUUAUGUAUUCAAAAGGCAGCACUUUCUGAGCUGUUACUGGACCAUGAAGAGCCCGGCACUGCUGCACCACGACCCGAGCCUGGCCUACCUGGAGCAGUAUCAGCUGGGCUUUCAUCAGUUUAGCACGCUCUUCUCCUUGCUGGAGCCUUGGGCAUUUUGUCCUGUGAAAAGCACUCUGUCCCUGUGGGUCUUUCGACUCAUUGAUGCCAACCAGGACGGCCUCGUCAACUUUAAAGAGUUCUGCUGUGCUCUUGACACAUUGUAUGGAGGAUCUUUCACAAACAAGUUGAAGUUCCUUUUCAAGCUGCAUCUCCCUCCAGCGUACACCGGAAGCCCUUUGCACGCACAGAAACAAAGAAUGCCUCACGUCUCUCUCUCUGAAGACUCUCCUCAUAUGAAUAGACAUGCUGCUUUUGAACUUCCUGAAGAUGGUGUUAUUCGAAAAAGCCCAGAAAGAGGUCGGGGAAAAGUGGACUUGCAGGCUUACUUGAAACAAUGGCAAAAUGAAAUACUCAAGAAGGAAGAAACGAUUAAGGACCUGCCUAGGAUUAACCAGGCUCAAUUUAUCCAAUUCUCAAAGACUCUUUACAACAUUUUCCAUGGUGACCCAGAGGAGGAGUCUUUGUACCACGCUGUAGCCCAUGUGACGAGUCUCCUUUUGAGGAUGGAGGAGGUCGGACGUAAACUGCAGGAGCCCAGAAGCCCAGAAGCCGCCUCUAAAGCUGCCCCCUCCUCUGCAGAGGGCACUCCUGCUGAAGACACCACCAUGUCCCCUGACAGCACCGACACCAGCAGCUCCCAGAGCGGCCAGGACCCAGCAGGCUCAGAGCACUUGGAGGUGGAGGUGGAGUGGUCCUUUUCAUUUGAGCAGGUCAUAGCGUCGCUGUUAAAUGAGCCCGCCAUUGUCAGGUUCUUCGAAAGGCCUGUGGACAUUCACUUGAAACUGGGACAAGCCAAAGCCGCUCAGCUGAAGCUCAAGAUGCAAAAGUGA
Messenger RNA from Knipowitschia caucasica, 3129 nucleotides. The record is from the annotation of a GenBank genome assembly. Lineage: Eukaryota; Metazoa; Chordata; Actinopteri; Gobiiformes; Gobiidae.